Messenger RNA from Cyprinodon variegatus (sheepshead minnow), 1791 nucleotides. RefSeq names its product coronin-1A-like (gene coro1a). Gene Ontology annotation, biological process: actin filament organization; cell migration. The transcript has 11 exons. Bases 147 to 1517 code for a protein of 456 amino acids. Lineage: Eukaryota; Metazoa; Chordata; Actinopteri; Cyprinodontiformes; Cyprinodontidae. Gene Ontology annotation, molecular function: actin filament binding. The record is from RefSeq and is a predicted model, not a curated record.
CCUUCAUUUGAAAUUCUCACUUCCUUUAUUUCGUUUUGUGAUGUACUUUAACCUACCGUCUCCUCUGAGCCCUCACUCUGGUGGCAGAGUGCACCACUGACGCAUCUUGAACCGACUCUUCCCCCCCACGAGACUCUCAGUUCACCAUGUCCAGGAAGGUUGUGAGAAGCAGUAAGUUUCGUCACGUCUUUGGCCAGGCUGUAAAGGCCGACCAAUGUUACGAUGACAUCAGGAUCUCCACCAUGACCUGGGACAGCAACUUCUGCUCCGUAAACCCCAAGUUUGUGGCCAUGAUUGUGGAUGCCAGCGGUGGAGGAGCCUUCAUGGUGCUGCCCCUCAACAAGACGGGACGUAUCGACAUGUCCUACCCCACCGUCUGUGGUCACACAGGUCCAGUUCUUGACAUUGAGUUCUGUCCACAUAACGACAACAUCAUUGCCAGUGGAUCUGAGGACUGUAGCGUCAUGAUUUGGGAGAUCCCAGAUGGUGGGCUCACCUCAAUGCUUACAGAGCCUGUUGUCAAACUGGAGGGCCACUCUAAGCGUGUCGGCAUCCUGAGCUGGCACCCUACCGCCCAUAAUGUGCUGCUGAGUGCAGGUUCUGAUAACGUGGUGAUCCUGUGGAACGUGGCUAAGGGGGAGGCGGUUGUAAGGAUCGACAGCGUUCACCCUGACCUCAUCUACAGUGCCUGCUGGAACAGGGACGGCUCCAUGGUCCUAACCUCAUGCAAAGACAAGAAGCUUAGAGUGCUAGACCCCCGCAAAGGCACCGUGCUCUACGAGAAGGAGAAACCUCACGAAGGCUCCAGGCCGGUGAGGGCGGUGUUCGUGUCCGGUGGGAAAAUCCUGAGCACCGGCUUCAGUCGCAUGAGCGAACGGCAGGUGGCGCUGUGGGACCCGACCAACUUUGGAGAGCCACUGACCCUGCAGGAGCUGGACACAGGCAGCGGCGUCCUCCUCCCUUUUUUUGACCCAGACACUGGAAUCGUCUACCUCUGUGGAAAGGGAGACAGCAGCAUCCGUUACUUUGAAGUGACAGAUGAAGCUCCUUAUGUCCACUACCUGUCCAUGUACAGUAGCAAGGAGAGCCAGAAAGGGAUGGGAUACAUGCCUAAGAGAGGCCUGGAGGUCAACAAGUGUGAAAUUGCAAGGUUCUACAAACUCCUUGAGAGGAAAUGUGAACCCAUAGUAAUGACAGUACCACGCAAGUCGGAUCUGUUCCAGGAGGACCUGUACCCUGACACCAUCGGCCCAGAGCCCUCGGUUGAAGCUGAUGAGUGGUUUAAUGGGAAAGAAGCUCCACCUGUUCUGAUCUCCCUAAAGGAUGGGUUUGUAGCCACCACCAAGGCCAAGGAAUUCAAAGUCCACAAGAGCCUCUUGAAGACCACCACUGCCACUGCAGUAGGCCAACCAGACAGCAGCGGGGAGGUCCAGUCUCUAAGGAAGGAGGUUCAGGACCUGAAAGCAGCUCUAGAGGAGCUGACCAAUCGUGUAAAAGAGCUGGAGACCAAAAAUUAAAAGCUUAGAAAUUCAGAAAAUGUGAAGGAAGGAAAACUAUAAACAAGAGCAAAAUCAAAAGCAAAAAAAAAGGAGCAAAAAAAAAAAAAAAACUGGAAGAAAACUUCUGUUAAUAUUUGUUGUGAAUUACAGGAGAAGAUCAAAACUGCAGAUGUCAGAAAACGUGUUUUAGCCUGAAGCUUGAAUUUGUUUUGUUUGUCUGUGGGAACAAUUUUUGAUUUAUAUUUUAAUAUAUGUGUUUAAAAUAAAAGUCCUCUGUAUUUUCCAAAGUCUU